Messenger RNA from Sorghum bicolor (sorghum), 2990 nucleotides. RefSeq names its product homeobox-leucine zipper protein ROC4. Gene Ontology annotation, biological process: regulation of DNA-templated transcription. The record is from RefSeq and is a predicted model, not a curated record. The transcript is spliced from 9 exons. The coding region runs from base 141 to 2549 and encodes 802 amino acids. Gene Ontology annotation, molecular function: lipid binding; DNA-binding transcription factor activity, RNA polymerase II-specific; DNA binding. Lineage: Eukaryota; Viridiplantae; Streptophyta; Magnoliopsida; Poales; Poaceae.
AAACCUUUUCGGGAGUAGAAAAGGGGAAGCCUGCCACUACCAGCAGCCUAGGCGCUCCUGCUGCUGCUUCUUGCCUGUCUCCCGCUUGUUCUCCCUAGUUCCGACCCGAAGGGGAAGAAGAAGGAGCAGAGCGCCAGGGCAUGAGCUUCGGCGAUCUCCUCGACGGCGGCGGGUCCGCGGCUGGCGUGCAGUUCCCGUACGGCGUCUUCGCGUCAUCGCCGGCCCUCUCCCUCGCCGUGGUGGACGCCGGGCGCCGCCGCGACGGCGGCAGCGCUGCGCGGGCGGGCUCGUCGGCCCGCCGAGGCGGCGGAGGAAACGGGAAGGACGCGUCGGAGGCGGAGAACGAGGGCCAGUCGAUGGUGAGCGGACACCUCGACGUCGUCUUGUCUGGCGGCGGCGAUGGCGAGGACGACGAGGACGGCGAGGACGCGAACCCGCGCAAGCGCAAGAGGCGGUACAACCGCCACACGCCGCAUCAGAUCGCACGGCUCGAAGCGAUGUUCAAGGAAUUCCCCCACCCGGACGAGAAGCAGCGCGCGGAGCUGAGCAAGCAGCUGGGCCUGGAGCCGCGGCAGGUCAAGUUCUGGUUCCAGAACCGGCGCACGAAUGCGAAGAACCAAAUGGAGCGGCAGGAGAACGCACGGCUGAAGCAGGAGAACGACAAGCUGCGUGUCGAGAACCUGUCCAUCCGGGAGGCCAUGAGGGACCUGGUGUGCAGCGGCUGUGGCGGCCCAGCGGUGCUCGGGGACCUGUCGCUCGAAGAGCGCCACCUGCGCCUCGAGAACGCGAGGCUCAGGGACGAGCUCGCUCGAGUCUGCACCCUCACUGCCAAGUUCAUUGGCAAGCCCAUGUCUCACAUGGAACUGCUCGCGGUCGCGGAGGAGCCGCAUCCUAUGCCAGGCUCGUCACUGGAACUUGCAGUUGCUGGUGGUGUUGGUUCCGGCGUCCCAUCGAGCAAAAUGCCCGUCUCGACGAUCUCUGAGUUGGCUGGCAGCACAUCCAGCGCAAUGGGAACAGUGAUCACGCCCAUGGUGACUGCAUCAUUGCCGAUGGUUAGCAUUGACAAGUCCAAGUUCGCCCAGCUUGCAGUGAGUGCGAUGAAUGAGCUUGUCAAGAUGGCGCAGACGAAUGAACCGCUGUGGAUUCCAAGCGCUUCCUCACCUGGCUCGCCAACCAUGGAGACUCUAAACUUCAAAGAGUACUUGAAGGCAUUCACGCCGUGUGUUGGAGUGAAACGUAAUGGGUUUGUGUCUGAGGCCUCUAGGGAGUCCGGCAUUGUCACCGUUGACAGUAGCGCUGCUCUUGUGGAGGCCUUCAUGGAUGAGAGACGAUGGUCAGACAUGUUCUCCUGCAUUGUUGCCAAGGCAGCCACCAUUGAGGAGAUCUCACCUGGUGUUGCAGGAAGCAGAAAUGGUGCAUUGCUGCUUAUGCAGGCAGAACUACAAGUGCUUUCACCUCUUGUCCCUAUAAGGGAGGUAACAUUUCUUAGGUUCUGCAAACAGCUUGCUGAGAGUGCAUGGGCUGUAGUGGAUGUUUCCAUUGAUGGACUGCAGAUGGAUCACUGCCUCGCUACAAACACGAAAUGCCGGAGGCUGCCUUCAGGUUGCGUGUUGCAAGAUACCCCCAAUGGAUGCAAGGUCACAUGGGUUGAGCAUGCUGAAUAUCCUGAGGCAUCCGUGCACCAGCUCUACCAGCCUCUUCUGUGCUCUGGUCUCGCCCUUGGUGCAGGGCGGUGGCUUGCAACACUGCAACGCCAGUGUGAGUGUUUGGCCAUCCUCAUGUCAUCGCUUGCAGUGCCAGAGCAUGACUCAGAAGCGGUUUCUCUGGAAGGAAAACGGAGCUUGUUGAAGUUGGCACGGAGGAUGAUGGAGAACUUCUGCGCAGGGAUGAGUGCGUCAUCUUCCUGUGAAUGGAGUAUACUGGAUGGCUUAACAGGUAGCAUGGGGAAAGAUGUACGUGUCAUGGUACAGAACAGUGUGGAUGAACCUGGGGUGCCACCAGGUGUGGUGCUUAGUGUUGCCACAGCAGUAUGGUUGCCUGUGACACCUGAGCGGCUCUUCAACUUUCUUCGCGAUGAGGAGCUCCGUGCUGAAUGGGACAUCCUCAGCAAUGGUGGCCCUAUGCAGCAGAUGUUACGCAUUACCAAGGGGCAACUGGAUGGCAACUCUGUAACUCUACUGAGAGCUGAUCAUACAAACUCCCACCUGAACAGCAUCUUGAUUCUACAAGAGACGUGCACUGACAGAUCUGGUGCAAUGGUCGUGUAUGCCCCCGUGGACUUCCCGGCAAUGCAGCUUGUGAUUGGUGGAGGGGACUCAACGAAUGUGGCACUCCUGCCAUCUGGUUUCGUCAUUCUGCCUGAUGGGUCUAGCUCUAGCGCUGGUGGGGUUGGGCACAAGACAUGCGGAUCGCUGCUCACGGUUGCAUUCCAGAUCCUUGUGAACAGCCAGCCCACAGCAAAGCUCACGGUGGAGUCAGUGGACACCGUGUACAACCUCAUCUCUUGUACCAUCGAGAAGAUCAGGGCGGCACUUCACUGUGACAUCUGAACUUGGGAACAGGAAACUUUAGGCAUGGAGGUAACAGCCGGUAAUGAGCCUGAGUCAAGAACGAACCGCGCGAAACAUUAGUGACCUUUGCUAGGUGGUACGGGUCGAUGGGGCUUGGCCCGUAGCACACAGCAAUGGUGGUGGUUCGGGUAUUGACUCAGCCUCGCCCUGCCGCUGUUCUCAACGGUUAUGGGUGAAGUUUUGCAUUUUGGACAUGCCUAGGCAAUGCCAUGGUUUUGGUGGUUUUAGGGAGUCUGGAGUCAUCUAUGUUUUUUGUUGGCUGGCUCAUGGGUUUUUUUGGUGUCAGGUCUCUUUUUGUAACGGUAGAUGUAGGAGCCCCAGUGAUGAUACAGUCAAUAUCUGACAAAUGCAGCAUUGUAUCGUGAGAUUCAGUCUCAGAUCACUAUGGAUCUAUCUUAAUAUGGAACAGUUGUAAGAGUA